Molecule: messenger RNA, 1643 nt
Organism: Scatophagus argus
Lineage: Eukaryota; Metazoa; Chordata; Actinopteri; Scatophagidae
Product: serine/threonine-protein kinase pim-2-like
Exons: 8
Coding region: 207-1559 (450 amino acids)
Biological process (GO): regulation of mitotic cell cycle; protein autophosphorylation; negative regulation of apoptotic process
Cellular component (GO): cytoplasm
Molecular function (GO): protein serine/threonine kinase activity; ATP binding
Source: RefSeq, a predicted model, not a curated record
CCUGCAGUAGAAUGUUCAUGAAGGUAGAAUGCAUUAAGGAGUUGGAAUGUUCUAAAUGUUCUUUCAAGAGUCACCACAUUCUGUGAUGCGAUCUACUUCGCUUCAGAAGACGCAUACGAACACACGUAAACUUUGAUUUGUGAAAGCUCCAGAUAUCACAGUCACUCAUUUUUGCGUAAAAUCGCGUUUGAAAUAAUUUCAACAACAUGAUGCCCUCUACGUCUAAGCAGACUCAAGACCCUCUGGCACCUGGGAAAGAUCAAGAAAUCAAGAUCAAUAACCUUAAGCCAGACUCCAACUCUGAGGAGUACACCUGUGCGAAGAGAAAGGCCAGUGCUGACGAUGUGGAAAUGGGUCCUCGCAACACGUCCGUGGAGGAAAUCAGGGCAGGGAAAUGCAAGAGGAAGGCGAGCCCUGACAGAGACACACCAACGAAGAGACACAGGGGGAGCUGCGAAGCCACAGACUCCACUAACCCUAACAAUGUGUCUAGGGACGAGGUCAGAAACAAGGGAGGAAAAAGAAAGGCCAGCAGUCAACCAGAGACUCCCAACAAGAGACACAGAGCUGGCAGUGAAACAAAUGCUGCCACCACCAACACCAGUGAGCCAAACAGAAGUUUGGGAGAAUAUAUCAAGUCUGGACAGAGGAAUACCAGCACUGGUGGAAAGCCUUCCAAACACAGACAGAAGGACUCUGAGCUCAGGCAGAACGGUGGCACUUCAUUUUCAGAAGAGGAAGUCCCCAAAGUGAACACCAACAGAAAUGAUUUCGAGACAAAGUAUCGGCAGUUCACCAAGAUUGGAGAAGGAGGAGGUGGAUGCGUGUAUGCUGGAGUCCGCCUCACAGAUUUUUUACCGGUGGCUAUCAAACACAUUACAGAUGCAGCUGUGACAUAUGAAGUAAUGGUGAAGAAGAUCCCUCUUGAAGUGGACCUCAUGCAGAAUUUUACAGAUGGACCAGAAUCAGUUGGGAAGUAUGCUGCUGUCUCCCUCCUGGACUGGUACUACCUGGACAAUGAGGUGAUCAUCGUUAUGGAAAGGCCACUUGCCUCCAUGACCCUCUCCAAAUACGUCAGUGAGAGAAAACCAUCUUUGAACGAAUCUGAAGCUAAGCUCCUCAUGUCUCAGUUGGUGAAAGCAGCCAUUGAAAUGCACCGUAAAGGAGUGUUUCACCGGGACUUAAAAAUGGCAAACAUCCUGGUUGAUGUCAGCUCCACACUUCCACGUAUCCGCAUCAUUGACUUUGGCUGUGGAGCUUACGUGCAGAAGAAACCCCACCGUUCUUUCUCUGGUACCUAUACACUUGCCCCUCCAGAGUGGUUCCUCCACAGAAAAUACAGGGCUGUUCCCACUACAGUAUGGCAACUGGGAGCACUGGCGUACCGCAUGCUGCACGGUACCUUAUUUAGCACCUCAGGAUUCAUCAACCAACAGCUUCAGCUCAGCACUGAACUUUCACAAGACUGCCAAAAUUUUUUACGGCUGUGUCUGGCCAUAGACCCCAAGGAACGUGGUACUCUGCGGCAACUUCGGCACCACCCCUGGCUGAUACACUGAUGUGCAAUGCUACACCUAAGCUGGCCCACUUUUUCACACUCAUAUCAUCUUAUCCUACCUAUCCUCAUCCUACCCUGUUCUUCC